Messenger RNA from Ectocarpus sp. CCAP 1310/34, 960 nucleotides. NCBI's taxonomy places the organism in Eukaryota, Phaeophyceae, Ectocarpales, Ectocarpaceae. The record is from the annotation of a GenBank genome assembly.
AUGUUGUUUCUUGACGUGCGCCACAACCUUGACCUGUCAGAGUACGAAAAGCGAAAGGGCUCGCAAGUGGUGCGGCACCACAUCAAGGACCACCGUGCCAAGCAGCUGUUGGUUGUACCCAAUGACGACAAGUUCGUUGCUGUGGCGGCGCCGGAGGCGUUCUCGCGACACUCAGGGACGUGUAUGAUUCUCGGUGGACAGGGCGCUUACGGGAAUGGAACCUCCAAAUCUUACGAGCUCAAGCUGGGGAACUUUUUGCGGAUUGGCUCCGUUGGCGUGGUCGUAAGCGAGAUCCACACGGGCGCUGGUGGAGAGCACAAGUGUUUGUCGUGGGAGGAGCUCACGUGUCUCAAGGGGGACAUCGCUGCAAUUCAAAAGGCAUGCGAGACGGCCUGUAGUUGCUUGUGUGGUGACCUCGUGACUAUCGAAGCGCUCACGGCGCAGGAGGAGAAUGCCGAGGCGGACAAGUUGACUGGGGUGCUGCAAAACGGGGGUGGGGGGGUAGUGAACACAAGGAUGUGCUAUAUGUGCUUCGACGAUGUCGACGAACCCGGCAACCCUCUGGUCGCACCUUGCGAGUGCAAAGGCGACACACGGUACGUCCACCUCAACUGUCUCCAGAAGUGGCACACCACCACCUCCGAGAACAAGGUGGGCAUUCGCUCCCUCCCUCCCUCACGCGGGAGCUUUGUGUAUUGGCACAUCCCAUGGUGCCUGGUAGUGAAGCUCACAGCACGUGAGACCUAGUUACACGUGGUCGGCGCCGGAUGUACCUGCAUUGUUGCGAACUGCCUUCUUGCCGCUCUAGAUCUCUGGUGUUACUGCUGUUGCUUGGAGUAUAAUUUGUUGUGUCGGACACUGCGCGUCGACAAGACUGGUGUUGGUCAAGACCAUGUGGGCAGAAGCAUGCAACGACGUCUCGGUUCUUACCCUUCGCUGGCCUGAUAGUUUGCAUCUGCC